This is a messenger RNA of Biomphalaria glabrata, 1799 nucleotides long. RefSeq names its product solute carrier family 35 member E3-like. Gene Ontology annotation, cellular component: Golgi apparatus. The record is from RefSeq and is a predicted model, not a curated record. Lineage: Eukaryota; Metazoa; Mollusca; Gastropoda; Planorbidae. Bases 228 to 1169 code for a protein of 313 amino acids. Gene Ontology annotation, molecular function: antiporter activity; nucleotide-sugar transmembrane transporter activity. The transcript has 6 exons.
CUAUAUAAUACCGUAGUACUAGAUAGUCUAUAAUCUACGUGUCUAUAGUCUAGGGUUAUGGUUGGGUCUUCAAAACAGUGACAUAGCUAGAUGUAGUCUAGAUCUAUAUCUAGAGAGUGUAGAUCUAGACGUAAAUUUUUAUCUAUAGAAUCUAUGUUCAUCAACAAUGGUUUAGGCUAGUUAAGCAGAAGGCAAAGAAGGAAUCUAUUCUGAAUCUGGAGACGAAAAUGGUUUCUCAUAACGAGAAACUCGUAUUUUUGUGUUCCUUAAUCAACAUUUUUAGCUCAAUUGUUAUAGUUUUGUUGAAUAAGUGGAUAUACACAAAAUAUAAUUUUCCGAACAUAACUCUCACUUGUAUACAUUUCGUAGUGACUUCACUGGGCCUUUUGAUUUGCAGACAUGCUAAUAUAUUCCAGCCUAAAAGUCUUCCCUUUCUUUCUAUGAUCCCCAUAGCAAUUUCAUUUUGUGGAUUUGUUGUAUUCACAAAUUUAUCAUUAGAAUCAAACACUGUUGGAACGUACCAAAUCAUCAAGACCAUGACAACACCCUGCAUUAUAUUUAUUCAAACAUAUUAUUAUGGCAGGCAUUUUUCAACAAAAGUAAAACUUACAUUGAUACCUAUCACCAUUGGAGUUGUGUUGAACUCUGUUUAUGAUGUGAAGUUUAAUAUUGUAGGCAUUAUAUUUGCUGCUGUUGGAGUCCUCAUCACUUCCUUAUACCAAGUAUUAGUUGGAGAAAAACAGCAUGAAUUACAAGUGAAUUCCAUGCAGCUGUUGUAUUAUCAAGCUCCUCUGUCUGCAUUCCUUUUGUUGUUUGUGAUUCCAUUUUUUGAACCUCUGGAUGCUUUUCAUGGAGUUUUUUUCAAUUGGCCUUUUGAGGCCUUAGUUGCUGUAUUUAUGUCAGCCUGUGUUGCCUUUGUUGUUAAUUUAUCCAUUUUCUGGAUUAUUGGCAACACAUCACCGGUUACCUAUAAUAUGAUUGGCCACCUCAAGUUUUGUUUGACUUUACUAGGAGGCUUUAUCUUGUUUCAUGAUCCCAUUCAAAUCUUACAGUUGUUGGGUAUACUCACAACUGUGGCUGGUGUCUUAAUCUACACUCACAUCAAACGUGAAGAAAUGAAAAAGAAUUCCAGUUUACCCACAGCGAGCGAAAGCCGAACUAAGAGCUAAUCCUUAUCCAUAGUGUGUAUAUAAUUAACUUGUGAUAAAUAUAGAUGAACUUGGCAUAAUUUUAUGCUGACACAUUGAGGGUUCAUGUUUACAAAUUUAUUUUAUCCUGAUUUUUUUGUAUGCCAUAAAUCACAAAAUAUAAAUGUACAUGCACUGGUUGAUUUGUUUUAGAUUCCAUAAUAAAUGCAUAUUAAACAUUGCUAGUUAACAUUUUUGUGUAUUAUCUGUAUAGUUAUUUACAUACCACUUUUAACUGAAGAGCUUGGUAUAGUUUUAUGAAAUUCUGUGAUUGAGAUUGAAAAAGAGUGUUAAUAAAAGAAAUAUUGUACACAAUUACUUACUUGAAACAGGCAAUGAUUGCAACAUAUAUUCUUUACUUUUAAAAUUUAGCUGUGCAUUGUUUUGUUACCAUUGUUUAAAGAUGUACCAGUAUUUAAAUGUAUGGGCUUCAUUUCUUUCACAUGGUAUUUUAACUUUUGUUAACUAGACUACUGUUUCAUUUAAAUGCAACAAUGACAAUUUUUUGUAAUGAAAUUUCUAAAAUUAAUAUAUAAAGUUGUUAUGCCUAAUCCACUAUUAAUGUAGAUGAUACUACACCUCAACAUAUAUUUUAACUUUUUUCAUCAUUCA